AUGGCUCCUAUGAAUCAAGACAACCCCCCUGGAAGUAUGCUCGACAAUGCCAUUGAGAGUACUAAGGGAGGAAUGGACCAUGUGCGCGCCCAGGUCGACGAAGCCACCAAGACUGAGGAACAGAAGGAAGCAGAGAAAACCAUCACAGAAAAGAUCGGAGAUGCGAUCCCCCACUCUGCGAAAGAAGCCGGAUCAAACCUUGGUGGUUUGAUUGAUUCGGGUGUGGAAAAAGUGAAACAUGCCAUCAGCGGCGACAAUGAAAAGAAGUAG
Molecule: messenger RNA, 270 nt
Organism: Cylindrotheca closterium
Lineage: Eukaryota; Bacillariophyta; Bacillariophyceae; Bacillariales; Bacillariaceae
Source: the annotation of a GenBank genome assembly